Messenger RNA from Fulvia fulva, 1101 nucleotides. RefSeq lists its product as uncharacterized. The transcript is spliced from 4 exons. NCBI's taxonomy places the organism in Eukaryota, Fungi, Ascomycota, Dothideomycetes, Mycosphaerellales, Mycosphaerellaceae. The record is from RefSeq and is a predicted model, not a curated record. The coding region runs from base 1 to 1101 and encodes 366 amino acids.
AUGGCGAGCAUGGGGCAGCAGACACAGCCAGCACGGCCAGCAUAUGCAGUUCCACCAGCUCCGCAGAGCCCGUCUGCGCAAUCUGCGCGCUCGAGAGGGUUUAGUUUCCGCUCCGACAAGAGCGGCGGGUCUGGCAACAAGAAAGACGUGGCAGAGAGCGCCGCCGAUAAGGCACGCAGAGACAGUUUCUGGAAGGGCCAGUCCUUUGCUAACCCGAACGCUGCCCUGAAAGAAUUGGAGCCGGGAGUCAAGGCCAUCUACGAAGAGAGCACCAUUGUGCCAUUGCGAACCGUUCAGCAUAAGGAUGUUUAUGGCAAUCCCAUCACUGAUCCCGACUUAUCCAACCCAACGCGGCCGCGUCUGGAGCGACCGCUUGACACAAUCAGAGCGUUCGAGAAAGCCAUAGACAAUGGCUACAAAAGGCGCUCCAACUAUCAGCGAUCCGGUAAGUCGAGCGCGCGAACCACCAUGAUCAUCCCGCUUCAUGCUUACAUACACGCAGAAUCGUACGACCAGAACAACCACAACCAGUAUGCUAGCAGGAGGAGCAGCGCAUAUGGGCUCGACGGCGGACCCCACACGAAUCGAUCUGCGAACGGCGGCUACUACGGUGGUCAACGAGGAUGCUAUGGCGGAUGCCCUCCGCGCGGCCAGUAUGCUCAGCGCAUGGCUUCCGAACCGAUGAUGAGCAGUGGACGACCAUACCCACCACAGCAUGGCCACCAGUAUUCACAAGACACCGUUGCCACGGGCUACACCAAUGGCUCCGACAGCACCGGACCGUGGGCCAACGAGACCAACCCGAGCAGCGAGAAUAGCUCCGUUGAGAGAGGACCAGCGUCACAGAAGUAUCCCGAGUAUGCUACGAACAACGGUUAUGGUCCAAAUGGAUACGGACCUGGCGGUUUCCAAGAAGGUAUCCCAGAAGAAGGCGGAGCAUAUCCAGGAAGUGCACCUGCGGUCCAGCCACCACCAUCCGCUCGACGACCAAUUCCACUCGGCAACUCCGGCGAUCCAAUCACACAGCUUCCCUCGUCCAAGCGACCCGGACCGGAGAAGAGAAAGAGCUGGCUGGGACGACGAUUCAGCAAGAAGAAUUAA